Molecule: messenger RNA, 2088 nt
Organism: Venturia canescens
Lineage: Eukaryota; Metazoa; Arthropoda; Insecta; Hymenoptera; Ichneumonidae
Product: short transient receptor potential channel 4-like
Exons: 9
Coding region: 1-2088 (695 amino acids)
Biological process (GO): regulation of cytosolic calcium ion concentration; calcium ion transmembrane transport
Cellular component (GO): plasma membrane; cation channel complex
Molecular function (GO): protein binding; inositol 1,4,5 trisphosphate binding; store-operated calcium channel activity
Source: RefSeq, a predicted model, not a curated record
AUGUCACCACUUCACAUUGCUGUUCAACAAAAAAAUCACCAAUUGAUCGAAAUUUUGUUGGAGUUGGAGGACAUCGACUGUAGCGACACGGCUUUGCACGCGAUUCGAGAAAACGAGAGCGAAAUAGCGAUGAUGAUACUCGACAAAAAGCGGUCGAAAGCUGUAAUUUCGGAAUACGAGCCGGCGAUCGGUAGCUCGGAAUUUCCUGAUGAAAUGACACCUCUCGACGUCGCAGCUCAGUGCGGCCAUUACGAAAUAAUUAAACUUCUGUCAGAGCGAGGUCACAAAAUAUCGAAACCGCAUAAACCGAGCUGUAACUGCAAGGAAGUAUGCAAGCCGAGAAGAGCGAUCGAGGAUCCAUUGACGAUCGACAAAUUCCGUCUGUCGCGUUACAAAGCGGUGUCCAAUGGAGCCUACAUAUGUUACAAUUCGCCGGAUCCUUUUCUCGAAGCUUUCAUACUGUACGUGGAGCUCGAGGAGGCAGCGUCAUAUGAGCGGGAGUUUUACAAAGCUUACAAGAGCCUCGCUGAGAACGUAGCUCUAUUCGCUACGAAUCUUAUCGCAUGUACCAGAAAAGCCGAAGAAAUCGAACUCAUAUUGAGCCAAAAGAGCGGAAUAAACCGUCAGACGAAUUUCAAGUUUCCAAGACUUUUGCUCGCUAUGGAAUGCAAACAGAAAACCUUCGUGGCUCAUCCGCACGUUCAACAGGUGAUCGAACAUAACUGGAUUGGGGAUUGGUACGAGUGGAAAGACAAAUCAGUGCUGAAGAAAGUAUUGUUAGUAAUAACUCGCAUUCCCAUACUCCCGAUAAUCGUCAUUAUGCUCAUAUUUGUGCCGAACAUAUCGAAAUCAAAGAGAUGGAAAAUCCCAGUGAAUCGAUUUCUGUCAGGAAUCUCAAGUUAUUUGAUUUUCCUCAUUUUCCUGCUCAUCGAAACGACUAUCGACAAGUGCGAUCAGCAGCGAGGACCGCCAGCGAGUGGUUUCGAACCUGUGAUCGUCGUGUACGUCAUAUCGUACAUAUGGGCAGCGAUACGUCUUAGCAUGGUUCACGGGCGAAGACGUUACUUUCGUUCUCUAUGGAAUUGGUACGAGGUCGUGAUGCUUUUUAUCUUCGUUCUGACUUUCUUAUUUUGGGUUAUUUCUGCGAUCGACGUCCAGCAUCGUGGUCAACGGGAUCUCGACAGAAAAUAUUGGCACAGAUACGAUCCAACCUUGAUAGCCGAAGGUCUCUUCUGCAUAGCAACGAUAAUGGCGUUUUUUAAACUGUUGUUCGUCUUUCAGCUCGAUUAUCAUCUUGGUCCUCUGCAAAUGUCUCUUGGAAAAAUGAUCAAAGACGUUACCAAGUUUCUGUUUCUAUUUAUGAUUGUUUUACUCGCUUUCUCAGCAGGGCUGGCCAACUUGUAUCAAUAUUACGACGGCAUGGUGCAGGUCGACGACGAAACAAAAAUAAAGACUCAACAAGCUGCCUCGUUUGUUGGCUUCGGCUCGAGCCUCAAGACACUUUUUUGGGCUAUUUUUUGUAUGAGCCCCAUCGAAAGUGCUGAUGUCGUAAUCGAAAACUUGGCCGGUGAAAAGGAAAACGAGACAAUUAUAAACAAACACACAUUCACAGAGAUGAUUGGAUAUUUAGCUUUCGCUUGUUUCGAGUUUAUUUCCGUUGUGGUUGUAUUGAACAUGCUGAUUGCCUGCAUGUCGAACACGUUCACUCAAUUCACGGACAACGUUGCCGUUGAGUGGACUUUCGGUAGAACCGAGGUUUACAUCGACGUAAUGGCCCACAACGCUCUCCCACCUCCGUUCAAUCUUCUACCAACGGGAAAUGAGAUUCAGCGUGUCGGAGAGUUUAUUAAACUGCUCAUCAAGCCGUCACCGGAGAAAAAAGCGCGAUGGAAUUUCAAGCGCUGCUGUUAUAUCGAUCAUGUAGUGAAAGAUGACCGGCAAAAAUUUCGUCUCCUUAUGGGGGUGCUUAUAAUGCGCUACUUCCGUACCAGAGAAGUCGAAGUCGAGGAAUCCAACACCGAGGGAUUGAGAAGAGAUCUCCAACAGUUGCGAGAUAUUGUUAAAGAAGCAAUGGAGAUUCCGGCGUAA